AUGGCCGAAUUAUCAUCUAACUGGAAAAAGCUCCAGGCAAAACUCAAGACCGAAUCAGCUUCAAAGCCGUCCCUGAAGCGGAAAUCGGAUACAACAACGGCCAAACCAGCACCCAAAAAGCCCAAGGUCGACAAAGCCCCUGAAAAGCCACAAAAGAAGACCAAGGGACCACGCGCAACGGCUAAAGGGCAAAUGGGUGGCGUUCACAGCUCAAAGAUUGAAGACGAUUCACAACCUGGGACUUCAACAUCCCUCGCAUUAUGGGCGGAAGAUAACGACAUAUCUGCCGAAGCCUUGGCAGAGGCCUAUAACCUCGGAGCCAAGGACAACUCAAUGAUGCUCGCAUCGGCAAAGGACAAGAUCAAUCAUGGCCUUACAGAAGGGAUCGACAUUGGCAAAUAUAUUGCCAUCGACUGCGAAAUGGUUGGUGUUGGUCCUGGUGGUUACGAGUCAGCUCUCGCUCGUGUUAGUAUAGUCGACUUUCACGGGCGUCAAGUCUACGAUUCAUACGUGAAACCGAAGGAAAAGGUCACGAACUGGCGCACGGCUGUGAGUGGGAUUAGUCCGAAGAGUAUGAGAUUUGCUAGGGACUUUGAAGAGGUCCAAGCCGACAUCGACAAGCUUCUCAAGGACCGCAUCUUGAUCGGACAUGACCUCAAACACGACCUCGAAGCACUCAUCCUGAGCCAUCCAGCUCGAGAUAUUCGGGACACGGCCAAGUUUCCAGGCUUCAAAAAGUAUGGCAAUGGGAGGAAACCUGCGUUGCGACUCCUCGCGCAGCAGCUGCUGAGAGUUGAGAUACAAGAAGGGGCACACUCCAGUAUUGAGGAUGCGCGAGCGACAAUGCUGCUCUUCCGGAAACACAAGUCAGCUUUCGACAUGGACCAUGCCAAUCGAUUUGCGCCGAAACCAACAUCAGGAGGACCAAAGGGGAACAAAUCCAAGAAGAAACGAAGGGGAUGA
This is a messenger RNA of Fusarium keratoplasticum, 963 nucleotides long. RefSeq names its product RNA exonuclease 4. The coding region runs from base 1 to 963 and encodes 320 amino acids. Gene Ontology annotation, molecular function: nucleic acid binding; 3'-5' exonuclease activity. Gene Ontology annotation, biological process: rRNA processing; ribosomal large subunit assembly. The record is from RefSeq and is a predicted model, not a curated record. The transcript has a single exon. NCBI's taxonomy places the organism in Eukaryota, Fungi, Ascomycota, Sordariomycetes, Hypocreales, Nectriaceae. Gene Ontology annotation, cellular component: nucleus.